GAGACUGACUCACAGUGAUUUCGCAGCAGAAGAGCUGGAGUCCACAAAGAAUACACACAGACUCGCUGCAAUGUCCCCAACUGUCUGGUACAGGUCGACGACACUGAAAGAGAAGCAGCAGCUGAGUUAUUUGCCAUUUCAUCCCAAAGAGGAUUGAUGGACCCCAAUUAUGGACAAGUGGACUUGAUUCUACUCUCAGCUCCUGUAGCACAAUGUCGAGUAUUAUGAUUUACCUGACUGCCACUUUGUACUUGCCUGUUUUACUGUUUGAGGCCUUCGCAUUGUCCAACAGCAAGUAUGAGAAGUCACUGGUGCCCAGUUCUGCCUCUCGCCUGGUGGCCAGGAUGGACGGGGACAUAAUAAUCGGCGCCCUCUUCUCUGUUCACCACCAACCGUCCGCUGAGAAGGUGGCAGAGAGGAAAUGUGGCGAGGUCAGGGAGCAGUACGGCAUCCAAAGGGUGGAGGCCAUGUUCCACGCCCUGGAUCGGAUUAACUCAGACCCAAAUCUGUUACCCAACAUCACCCUGGGCUGUGAGAUCAGAGACUCCUGCUGGCACUCGUCUGUGGCUCUGGAGCAGAGCAUCGAGUUCAUACGAGACUCGCUCAUCUCCCUCCGGGACGACAAAGACGGCUCCAAGUGGUGCAUCGAGGGGACGCCGUCCAGUCAGCCACCACCGACCAAGAAGCCCAUCGCAGGUGUCAUCGGUCCAGGCUCCAGCUCUGUUGCAAUCCAAGUCCAAAACCUUCUGCAGUUGUUCAACAUACCGCAGAUCGCGUACUCGGCCACCAGUAUUGACCUGAGCGACAAGACUUUGUUCAAGUACUUCCUCAGGGUGGUGCCUUCAGACACCCUUCAAGCCAGAGCACUGCUGGACAUCAUCAAGAGAUACAACUGGACGUAUGUGUCUGCCGUGCACACAGAGGGUAACUAUGGAGAAAGUGGGAUGGAAGUGUUCAAAGAGCUGGCCUCGCAGGACGGCAUCUGCAUCGCUCACUCUGACAAGAUCUACAGCAACGCUGGCGAGAAGCACUUUGACAGGCUGCUGCGGAAGCUGCGCGAGCGUCUGCCCAAGGCCCGAGUUGUUGUCUGCUUCUGUGAAGGCAUGACAGUCCGAGGACUGCUCAUGGCCAUGAGACGGCUCGGAGUAGCCGGAGAGUUCCUCCUAAUUGGCAGCGAUGGCUGGGCCGACCGUGUCGAGGUGGUGGAGGGAUACGAGCAGGAGGCCGUGGGUGGCAUCACCGUCAAGCUUCAGUCGGACGAAGUCUCCUCCUUUGACAACUACUUUCUGAAGCUCAGGCUCAGCACCAACACGCGCAACCCCUGGUUCCCGGAGUUCUGGCAGUACCGGUUUCAGUGCCGCCUUCCCGGACACCCGCAAGAGAACAUGAAUUAUGCACGGAACUGCACAGAGGAUGAGGAACUAGAACUCCGGGACGGUUACGAAAGUCUCGAGGACAACUACGUCCAGGACAGCAAGAUGGGCUUCGUCAUCAACGCCAUCUAUGCCAUGGCCCACGGGCUGCACGACAUGCACACUCACCUCUGCCCCGGCCACGUGGGUCUGUGUGACGACAUGGUGCCCGUCGACGGACGCCACUUGCUGGACUUCCUGCUCAAAACGUCUUUCACGGGCGUCUCCGGAGAGGACAUAUGGUUCGACGAGAACGGGGACUCACCUGGGAGGUAUGAGAUUAUGAACUUCCAGCGCAUGCAGCCCGGGGUUUACGACUACAUCAACACCGGCUCCUGGCACAAGGGCAUCCUCAGUCUCGACGAUGACAUGCUCCAGAUGAACCGCAGUGACAUGGUCCGCUCUGUGUGCAGUGAGCCCUGCUCCAAAGGAGAGAUCAAGGUGAUCAGGAAGGGUGAAGUGAGCUGCUGCUGGAUUUGCACAGCCUGCAAAGACAACGAGUACGUCCAGGACGAGUUCACGUGCAAAGCCUGUGAGCUGGGCUGGUGGCCGGACAAAGAACUGGAAGUCUGUGAGCCAAUUCCCCUGCGCUACUUGGAGUGGAGUAAUCCAGAGUCCAUUAUCCAGGUGGUCUUCUCCUGCGUGGGCAUCCUGAUCACGUCAUUUGUUGCCUUAGUCUUUGUCUUGUACCGUGACACACCUGUGGUCAAAUCCUCCAGCCGGGAGCUCUGCUACAUCAUCCUCGCUGGCAUCUUCCUGGGUUAUCUGUGUCCCUUCACUCUCAUUGCCCGUCCCACUGUGGCCUCCUGCUACCUGCAGCGACUUCUCGUUGGACUCUCAGCCGCGAUGUGCUACUCUGCCCUGGUAACUAAAACCAACCGCAUUGCCCGAAUCCUGGCAGGCAGCAAGAAGAAGAUUUGCACCAGAAAGCCGAGGUUCAUGAGUGCUUGGGCGCAGGUGGUUAUCGCCUCUAUCCUGAUCAGUGUCCAGCUCACGUUGGAGGUGACCCUCAUCAUCAUGGAGCCACCUGAGCCAAUCAAGUCCUACCCCAGCAUCAGAGAGGUCUUCCUGAUCUGCAACACUAGCAAUCUCGGCGUCGUUGCCCCUUUGGGCUACAACGGCCUGCUCAUCAUGAGCUGCACAUAUUACGCCUUCAAGACUCGCAAUGUUCCUGCAAAUUUCAAUGAGGCCAAAUACAUCGCCUUCACCAUGUACACCACAUGUAUAAUCUGGCUGGCGUUUGUACCAAUCUAUUUUGGGAGCAAUUACAAGAUCAUCACAACGUCGUUCUCAGUGAGCCUCAGUGUGACUGUCGCUCUGGGCUGCAUGUUCACACCAAAGAUGUACAUCAUCAUUGCCAAACCAGAGCGAAAUGUGCGCAGCGCCUUCACCACCUCGGAUGCUGUGCGCAUGCACGUCGGAGACGGCAAAAUUGCCUGCCGAAGCAACAGCCUGCUCAGCAUGUUCAAGAGGAAGAAGAACGCUGGCAACGGCAGUUCUAAUGGAAAGUCUGUGUCAUGGUCUGAACCAGGUGCAAGACAUCCUCCCAAAGGGGAUCAUACAUGGCACAGACUGUCAGUGCAUGUGAAGAGACAGGAAGCAGGUUCCAAUCAGAUGGCUGUCAUCAGACCCUUAACUAACACAUACCAUAAUACGACACUGGAAUUCUCAGACCUCAGCACGAAGACUCUGUACAAUGUGGCUGAGGAGGAGGAAGAGGGUGACGCUAUAAGAUACAACCCCCCCAUCACUCCCCCCAUGAUGGCCCACGGGCAAAUACCUGCGUGUGGGCUACUAGAGGAUGUGGACGAGGUGGUGGAGCUCUAUACACCUCUACGUCUGCAAAAAAACAGUAUUCUCCCCCAACAUGUCAUCAUGGACCGCUUACAGGAGGAGGAGGAGGUGUUGGUGAGCAAAUUUAACAGUGACAUCCCGGAACUCAGUGAUAUGAUAAGCAUGCCUGAGGCUGUAAGCGGUGGCCUGCCUGUGUACCACCAGGCCCACCUCAUCCAGCAGGAACCGGUCCUGCCUGUGCAAUUCGACCCAUUUGAUGAGGAGCUCAUCUCUCCUUUAGAGGAGGACGGGAUGGACAGCGAACAGUUCGGUCUUCUUCAUGGAUACAUGUACAACAACGCACAGAUUCAUGAGGAGGACUUGGUUCCGGUCAAAUUAGCGGUGGAGGAUUCUGUGGCUCUUAUGCCUCCCUCCCCCUUCAGAGAUCGUGCUGGUCCUCCAGCGAGCCCCUACCCAAACUCACCGGUGUCUGAGUCGAUUUUGUGCACCCCUCCAAAUGUGACGUACGCCGCUGUCAUUCUCCAAGACUACAAACAAAGCUCCUCGACUCUGUGAAGGCAUGUGGGAAGAAACCCAUAGCCAGUUGUAGAAUAUUUUCAAGUUUAUAAUGACUUAUUCUGUAUAUGAUAAUAUAUAAGCAAAAAGAUCAUUCUGUAUUCUCCAAUGUCAUUUUCACUCUGUAACUUAAUCGCUUUUACAUGAUAAGGGUGAACAACAAGCUGCCACAUGUUAAAAUAUUUUAGAUGUUAGAUAAAAACGAUCUGCCAGCCGUUUUAGGGAUGAAAUAGAAUAGUUCUAAGUUUGUCUACAGUAUGAGUGUACCUUUAUGAAUUAAAGUAAUAUAAAUAGAAUUAUUUGA
Messenger RNA from Solea solea (common sole), 4065 nucleotides. RefSeq names its product glutamate receptor, metabotropic 1b (gene grm1b). Gene Ontology annotation, cellular component: postsynaptic density membrane. The coding region runs from base 213 to 3761 and encodes 1182 amino acids. The record is from RefSeq and is a predicted model, not a curated record. The transcript is spliced from 11 exons. Gene Ontology annotation, biological process: G protein-coupled glutamate receptor signaling pathway; regulation of synaptic transmission, glutamatergic. Gene Ontology annotation, molecular function: G protein-coupled receptor activity involved in regulation of postsynaptic membrane potential; adenylate cyclase inhibiting G protein-coupled glutamate receptor activity. Lineage: Eukaryota; Metazoa; Chordata; Actinopteri; Pleuronectiformes; Soleidae.